GUUAGCUCAUUAGCUGCUAACGCUGCUAGCCGGCAGCUGUCAUAACAAACAGCUAACCAACAUCCGGCUAACUGGGAGCUAAGUUAAGUUAAGCUACGUUAAACUGGGAUCGUUCCGUGAAUCAGAGCUUCCACUUUAAAGAAGAGUUACUGGUAACACGUCAUUUAGUUCCUGUGUUAGUUUAAAACUUUAUUUAAAACAGGCCUUUCAGCUGUGGGCGGAUGUUCCUUCACAUUAGCCACUGAGCUAACUUCGCUAACCGGUUGUUUCGCUAACUUCAUGCAGACUAUAAAGUGUGUGGUGGUGGGUGACGGAGCAGUGGGGAAGACCUGCCUGCUCAUCUCCUACACCACCAACAAGUUCCCCUCUGAGUACGUCCCCACGGUGUUUGAUAACUAUGCAGUGACGGUGAUGAUCGGGGGGGAGCCCUACACUCUGGGACUGUUUGACACUGCAGGUCAGGAGGAUUAUGACAGGCUGCGGCCCCUCAGCUACCCUCAGACCGACGUCUUCCUCGUGUGUUUCUCCUGCGUGUCACCUUCCUCCUUCGAGAACGUCCGAGAGAAGUGGGUCCCUGAGAUUUCCCACCACUGCCCGCGGACGCCGUUCCUGCUGGUCGGGACGCAGGUGGACCUGAGGGACGACAGCAACACUCUGGAGAAACUGGCCAAGAACAAACAGCGAGCCCUGAGCUGCGAGAGCGGAGAGAAGCUGGCUCGGGAGCUGAAGGCCGUGAAAUACGUGGAGUGUUCGGCGCUCACACAGCGGGGAUUGAAGAAUGUUUUCGACGAGGCCAUCCUUGCAGCUCUGGAGCCUCCGGACAACAAACCCAAGAAGCGCUGCGUCCUGCUAUAGAUGUCCCGAGAGGAAGCGGAGGUGGACACGGGGAACAGAGAUAAAACCCAGACGGGGGGCGGGGGGGGGGGGGGCGUGAGACAGCAGUGCCUUCAGCCGUAGUGACUUAAUGUGGGUGUGGUGUUGUCACGGACACGAGCUUUGUUUUCAUCAUAGAUACACGUCACCAUAACACAACUAACACAUUGGAACAACACUCCAGGAAAUGAGGCAGAUUCCAGAACAGUGGGCGGAGCCACAGUUACAGCUGAAACUAAAAAAAAACAUUAAAAUAAAAAACAAGUCUUUAAAAAGAAUUGUCUAAAGUGUCUGAAGUAGAUUUUAGGGCUUAAAACACAAACAGGUGAAGAUCAGCUAUCUAUGCUACAUCUGGUUAAUUAAAUGUGUUCUAUUAAUUGAUCUGCUGUUGAAGAUGCAAGUGACACAAAACGAAAUGUAGUAUUUUCUUUUUAUUUCUGGUAUUUACACACAGCUACUUUAGAGGAAGCAGUCCAGAGAUGUGAUAAACUGAUUAUCUCAGAUCGACCGAACCUUCUUCAUCAUCUGGAUAAAAACAAAGAUUUAAACAAAGUAAAGAAGUUAAUCAAGUUAUGAUUCAGACGAAUGGACAAGCUGCUGUUGUUUCUUUUAUCAAAGUUCACCUGAAGUGUGUGUUUGCAGUGAAGCUGCAGAAUCGACAUCUUUACUCAUUUACUUCUGUUUCCUGCUCAACACGAGGAUCCCGGAGCUUUCACUCACGUGUGGAGACUCAGGGUUUCAGCUGAGACUCACACGUUUGCACAUCACGACAUGUUGUUGUCACCGUGGCCUUUUCCCUGCUGACGUCUCACUGUGGACAACAAACACACAACAGUUUAAAUAUAAAUAUGAUUGAAACUCCCUCCUGGGGCAGAUGACGAUGUAAAGGAGGAAAACUGUUCUGAUGUCGGCCAGUAGAUAUAUAUUCACAUAUUUUUUUAAAUCGUCAGUGAUCGCUGAAAAGGUUUUUUAAAUCCUUAUGACAGGGACAUGUAAUUAAGGUUUGUUAUUUUACAGUUUAACUUUAUUAUCAAUAACUACAAAUACAAAUAAAAACAUAAGCAACCAAAUAUAAAGAAGUUGAACACCCGGUAAACUCCAUAAACACAUUUACUUCCUGACCUGCAGCUGCCUCACAGGUUCUCAUCUGUCCUGGCUGCAUCUUGGUUCAGUAGAUUUGACUUCUCCCUCACACGACUCCUCGUUCACUCCUCGUUCAUUCCUCGUUCACUCCUCGCUCCUCCUGCCUGGACUGGAACAUCAAGUGCUCGUUGGUGUAUUAGCGCCUCCUGGAGGCAGCACAGGGGAAUACCGCUCAGUUCAAAGGUUGUUUUGUGGCCAGUAGCAAAUAAUCAGUGUUUGUUAACGUGAACAAAUCUCAGAUGUUAUGGCUCUUUCACACCUUAUCAGACACGUCAGGUGUGAACGGUUCCUCGGUCCAGACCCACCAACACAUCUAGUCAGACCAGAGGAGCUGGUUCUGGUUCUGGGUCUGGGACCAUGAUUCGGUUCUUUUGUUCUUUUACUGAUUAUCUUAUUUGAAGGUGACACAACAAUUCAAAUCCUUAAACUGAGCCUAUCCCCAUUAACAUGAACUAAAAUUCCACUUUGCUUAAAUAUGUAUUUCCAUUGUUUUGGAGAUGACGGUUUAUAACGUAUGGAUGAUCACAAGUAUUAUUUUAUUUCCUUUGCUUCUUACUGUUUCUUGGGGAACAUUGUUUUACCAGGUUUCUUUUUGGACACUUUAGUUUUUUAUUCUUUAGAUAUUUUAACCUUUACUUGACAGUUGUGCCAACAGCUUGAGUGAGAUUCACCGGCCUGGUUUGUCCAACUGAACAAUAACAAGCUUCUUACUUCAGAAAUUCAAUCACAAUAACAGCUGAAGCAAUAACUACAGAUGUGGAAACCUCUGUAUUGAAAGAUGAAUGUUGGAACUAGUGGGUGUUUGGAAAUAAUAAAAACUACUUGAAUGUUG
Molecule: messenger RNA, 2848 nt
Organism: Platichthys flesus (European flounder)
Lineage: Eukaryota; Metazoa; Chordata; Actinopteri; Pleuronectiformes; Pleuronectidae
Product: cell division control protein 42 homolog
Exons: 6
Coding region: 280-855 (191 amino acids)
Biological process (GO): modification of synaptic structure; small GTPase-mediated signal transduction
Cellular component (GO): dendritic spine
Molecular function (GO): GTPase activity; GTP binding
Source: RefSeq, a predicted model, not a curated record